CGACUAAUUGUGUAACGCACACGUCGACGCAGCCUCUCUAUCCCUUAUUUUAUGUCUAUAGUAGCUCUCUCCUUAGUAGGCUCCAAGAUGGCUGAGGUGGAUUUUGGGGACACUGAGCUGUUUGAGCAAUUGGAUGGGGAUUUGCCGGCGUCGUCCGUACAUGUGCGCUUUGAUAGCGAGGGAGAAGCUAACGACGUACAGGAGCUGGUUUCUCAACACGAGGAGACAAUCAAUCGGCUUAGUGCAGAGAAUCAAGAGCUUAAAAGAAGAUUGUCUCUGCUGAAUCGACCAAGUGGGUUGCCUGUGGAGGAUAAGUUGGAUGGCCCUUUGCUGCAAAUCCUGUUUAUGAACCACAUCAUUUCAAAGCAGUAUCACCAAGAAAUAGAAGAAUUUAUAACCAGUUUAUUUCAGAAAUAUGAAGAGCAUCGGAAAUCCAAUUCUGAAAAAACCUCUUUUAAUAUUAAGCCCCAGCCAUCAAGUAUUCUGUUGGAAGAAAAUGACGAUUCCGAUGCAGAUACAAUGAAAAAUAUCAAACAAGCCUUUUCUGUUGUUGGUAGUGUCCAGUAUUUUAAGAAUUUUUGCCUUGACAAGCUUGGCCAGCCAUUAUUAAAUGAAAACCCACAACUGACGGAAGGAUGGGACAUACCAAAAUAUCAACAAGUUUUUACUCAGAUUGUCUCUCUAGAUGGGCAAGAAAUACAAGUAAAGGCUAAAAGGCCAAAACCAUGCUGCUUCAACUGUGGCUCAGAAGAACAUCAGAUGAGAGACUGUCCAAAACCAAGGGACCAGGCCCAUAUAAAUAUGAAGAGAAAGGAGUUUUUGGAUGCAUGUGGGGAAGCUGGUAACCAAAAUCAGCAGCGAUAUCAUGCAGAAGAAGUAGAAGAGAGGUUUGGGAAGUAUAAACCUGGUGUUAUCAGCGAGGAACUUCAAGAGGCUCUUGGCAUUAUGGACAAAAAUCUUCCUCCAUUUAUAUAUCGAAUGCGCGAGCUAGGUUACCCACCAGGCUGGUUAAAAGAAGCAGAGUUGGAAAAUUCAGGGCUUUCCUUGUAUGAUGGAAAAGAACGUUUAGAUGCAAGUGAUGGUGAAAUAGAGGACAGAGAUACCGAAGCAAAGAAACAUGUUUCAUAUGAUGUAUCUAAAUUGGUCAACUAUCCUGGCUUUAAUAUUUCUGCACCUCCUGACAUGUUCGAUGAAUGGCAAAUGUUUGGAUCAAUCCCAAUGCAGCAGGCUCACCAGAAAGAUAUUUUUGCAAACUACCUAACCGAUUCCUUUCCUCCUGGAUCCUCAAAUAAAAGCAAUAAGAGAUCUUCUUGCCAAUCAAGUUCCUCUGAGAGAAAACGGCAAAAAACAUCUGGAAAUCAUACAGUGACAUCAGCUGUGAUGGACAUGGAUAUGGAAUCAGAUGAGGACAUGUACCACUCUCGUGCUUCAAAAGGUUAUAUGUUCCAUCCACCUCUGCCUCCUGGUUCACCUUCUUAUGGUACUCCACCUCCCUUGCCUCGUGGAACUCCUCCUUCUACCCCUCCAAACUUCAUUCCACCCCCUCCGCCAACACCAACUCCACCGCCGCUUCCCAAAGGUACACCACCACCAACACCUAACCGAGACUCUCCAAAGGUUCCACCACAGGUCUUAGAUGAAGAUACAUGGACACUUGAAGAGCUGGAAGAGAAGCAACGGUUGCUUUGGGCACAACUUGAUAAUGGUGAAAGUACAAAUAGUGAUUGUGAUGCUCAUACACCUAUAACUGUGAGUUCUGUCACCUCUUCUCCAAGCAGGACCGAGUUAGAUAUUGUCACAGGACGAAAAGCGGCUCCUCGACAGACAGCCCAUGAAUUGAAGAGUCCCUGUGUUAUCACCAAAUUGUUUGUAGCAGAACCUGAAGAAGGGGGUCCACUUAUACCGGAAGAAGGUGGUCCACUUAUACCGGAAGAAGGUGGUCCACUUAUACCGGAAGAAGGGUGUCCACUUAUACCGGAAGAAGGGUGUCCACUUAUACCGGAAGAAGGGUGUCCACUUAUACCGGAAGAAGGUGGUCCACUUAUACCGGAAGAAGAUAGUGAAACAAAUGAGGACAGCAAUGAGUGUUAUGUGGUGGAAGGUAAUGAUAUAGAAGUAAACAAACUUUCCUCAAAACAUGAAAAUGCGUCCGAGAAGAAUCCAUCGGAUGAAGAUGCCACAGAAGAGGCAGCCUGCGUAGAACCCUCCCCAAAAAGAUCAGGUGUGCCUGAUGUGAGUAAGUUUGCUGAAGGGAUUACACCAUUUGAAUAUGACAAUAUGUCAGAUUCUACUGGGGUUUAUCUCCGGCUAAGAGGUUUGCUUAAGAACUCUCCAAGAAACGUACAAAAAAGUAAAAAGCAGGUUUAACAAAUUAAUUUCUUUGGUUGGAACUUAAGAGUAUAUUUUGGUUUCUCUAAAAACGAAACUGCUACAGCUAAUUUAUAUUGUUUGUCAAUGACUUCAUCAACUCCAUAAAAAGCAUAUGAUCAUUUUAGCUGGUUGGAAAUUCAGAGGCAUGUGGCAGUUGAGAUUUACAAGAAAUUACUGUGCAACUGUACAACAUGCUGUUCUAGUAAUGCAACAGUGGAUAGGGUAGGUGUUUUGUAUGCAUUUUCAUUUUUCACAUUUACACUGAACUACUAUACAUUCUUGGGUGUACAAAGUUUUGCUUAUUUUUAUUCCUUGGAUUGCCCAACUCCCUUGUUUAAUAGAGUAAUCUGAUCCUGGCUCUUAUUGGUGACUGCUGCAUGCGCAGAACUCUGUUCACAUGAAAGGGAUUAGUAUAUCCAUGCUAAUGGCAUAAUGUGUAAAUGGUCUCUGAUUUGGGACCUUGUCUCUAAUUUGGGACACUGGAAAGGAAAACCUUUCUAUUAUUUGUUAAUCUGCUCUAUGUAAACAUUACAUUUACUGUUAAUCUUUCCUUUGAUAACUUCAGCAUAAUAAAUAAAUUUAAAAAAAAUAGCACCUUUAGCAGAACCAUAAAUGGAAAAUACACACAGUUUGAGGUCUAUACACAAUAUUCAUUUGAUCAGAACCCAUUGACAACAUCAACAUCCACUGUCCGCAUACCAGCAAAAUGGCACUGUCCAUAUUCAUCUCCGAAACACCCUGUCCACUUGUGCAUUUGAUACAUCUAAUGUAAGUUUUUGUUGUUGUAGAUUUUAUACAGUCAGAUAUGGUGAGUUUAUGGUAGGGUGGUUAUUUUUUUUUUAUUUUUUUUUUUUUUAACUCUAGUAAAUUUUUUGGCAUUCUCUAUUUUCUGAUCUAUGCCAUAGAUCUGUUUCUUAUAUUGAAUGUUUUUAUCACUUUAAAAAUUUUACCUAUGAAUGGCAGAAAUAAGGCAUUCAGUAAUCUUCACUGGUCUAGAUAUUUGUAUACAUGAUUUCAGUGGGGCUUUUAGUUUUUAAAGCCACAUCUACCUUUUCUAAGACCAUUUCUCAUAAACUUGCUGUAUAGAUUAUAUCCAGUGUACAGAAGUUUAAUAAAUGAGUUUUUUUCAUAA
Molecule: messenger RNA, 3502 nt
Organism: Xenopus laevis (African clawed frog)
Lineage: Eukaryota; Metazoa; Chordata; Amphibia; Anura; Pipidae
Gene: zcchc8.L
Product: zinc finger CCHC-type containing 8 L homeolog
Exons: 14
Coding region: 52-2367 (771 amino acids)
Cellular component (GO): nucleoplasm; catalytic step 2 spliceosome
Molecular function (GO): RNA binding; zinc ion binding; nucleic acid binding
Source: RefSeq, a predicted model, not a curated record